AUGGUCGCCCAGGACUUCGAAGCCGUGCUCAAGGGCAAGUACCCGGGCAAGUCGCACGCCAGCCGCGUCGUCGACCUGAUCCGCAAGAAGGACCCCAACGCCAACGGCGUGCUCUAUCUCGAGGGCCGCAUGACCAAGCUGCUCGAGGACAAUGACUCGCCCGAGCCCUUCCGCCAGCGCCGCUACUUCUACUACCUGACCGGCUGCAACCUCGCCGACUGCUACUUCACCUACGACAUCCAGGCCGCCAAGUCGACGCUCUUCAUCCCCCCGAUCGACCCCCACGACGUCAUCUGGUCCGGCCUGCCGACCACCAUCGACGACGCCCUCAGGCUGUACGACGUCGACGAGGUCAAGCUGACGACCGAGGUCAACGCGACGCUCGCCCACCUGGCCAAUGCCACCUCCAGCUCGACCAUCUACGCCAUCAACGGCCAGGUGUCGGACCACAUCACCUUCAUCGGCUUCGAGAACAAGGACUUUGCCCUGCUCAAGGAGGCCAUUGAAGUCUCUCGCGUCGUCAAGGAUGAGUUCGAGGUGGCCAUGAUCCGCAAGGCCAACCACGUCUCCAGCCUGGCGCACAAGGCCGUCGUCGAGAAGGCGAAGCAGGCGUCCAACGAGAUGGAGCUCGAGGCCGUCUUUCUGGAGCGCUGCGUUGCCAAGGGCGCAAAGAACAUGGCAUACCACCCCAUUGUUGCCAGCGGCACCGCUGCGGCGACCCUUCACUACGUCGCAAACGAUGCUCCCUUGGCGGGAAAGCAGAACCUGCUGAUUGAUGCCGGCGCCGAGUGGAACAACUAUGCAGCCGACAUCACGCGGACAUUCCCCCUCAAUGGCAAGUUCACCAAGGAGGGUCGCGAGAUCUACGACAUCGUCUACAAGAUGCAGCAGGAGUGCAUUGCCGUCAUCAAGGCCGGCAUGUACUGGGAAGAUGCCCACAUCCUGGCCCACAAGAUUGCCAUCGACGGUCUGUUGGCCCUGGGCAUCCUCAAGGGCGACAAGGACGAGAUCUUCAAGGCCAGGACCAGCCAGGCCUUCUUCCCCCAUGGCCUGGGCCACUACCUGGGCAUGGACACCCACGACACGGGCGGCAACCCCAACCGCCAGGAUCCCGACGUCAUCUUCCAGAACCUGCGUCUGCGCGGCCAGGUCCCCGCUGGCGGUGUUGUAACUGUCGAGCCUGGUGUCUACUUUUGCAAGUUCAUCAUCGACCCCUACCUGGAAAACCCUGAACACAGCAAGUACAUUGAUGCCGAUGUGCUCGCCAAGUACUGGGACGUUGGCGGUGUCCGCAUCGAGGACAACGUUCUCGUCACCGAGACGGGCUACGAAAACCUCACCACGGCAAUCAAGGAGCCGGGCGAGCUGGAGGCUCUCAUGGCGGCUAGCUAG
This is a messenger RNA of Trichoderma reesei QM6a, 1392 nucleotides long. RefSeq lists its product as uncharacterized. The record is from RefSeq and is a predicted model, not a curated record. NCBI's taxonomy places the organism in Eukaryota, Fungi, Ascomycota, Sordariomycetes, Hypocreales, Hypocreaceae. The transcript has 5 exons. Gene Ontology annotation, molecular function: manganese ion binding; metalloaminopeptidase activity. The coding region runs from base 1 to 1392 and encodes 463 amino acids.